CACAGUCAUAGAAACAAAUACAUUACAAGUGAAGUCUUUUUCUUCUUUUUUUUUUUUGCAGAUUCCAAUGGCAAAGACAAAGAAAUUGGUUGGGGAUCAGGGAAUAAUAUUUAACAAUAUGUUUACAACGAGUCCACUGUGUUGCCCAAGCAGGUCAAGUAUAUUCACUGGACGCUAUGUACAUAACCACAAAGCCUUGAACAACUCUGUCAGCGGUAACUGCAGCAGUCCAGCCUGGCAGCAGACACAGGAACCAAAUGCUUUCCCAACACAUCUGAAAGAUAAUGGAUAUGAGACUUUCUUUGCUGGGAAAUAUUUAAAUCAGUAUGGUUUCCCAGCAACAGGUGGGGUGGAGCAUGUUCCUCCAGGGUGGGACAACUGGUAUGGACUGGUUGGGAAUUCUGUAUACUACAAUUAUGCUUUGUCAGUAAAUGGAAAAAGAGAGAAACAUGGUGACCAGUACCCACAGGACUACCUAACAGAUGUAAUUCAUAAAAGAGCUCGGCAGUUUCUAGAUGAUAGACAUAAAUGGUCUGACCCUUUCUUUAUGAUGUUGUCAACACCUGCAUGCCAUGCUCCCUUUACACCAGCUCCUCAACACAAUAGCAGCUUCAGUAAUAUGACAGCUCCGAGAAAUGGAAGUUACAAUGUUAAAGCACAGAAUAAACACUGGCUUAUAGAGCAGACUGUUGUACCAAUGCCAGAUGAUACUGUGAAAAGCUCAGAUGAAAUCUUUAGAAACCGGUGGAGAACCCUGCUCUCCGUAGAUGAUAUGGUGGAAGAUAUCCUGCAAACGCUAGAUACUAAAGGGAUUCUUGACAACACUUACGUAUUCUUCUCCUCAGACAAUGGAUAUCAUUUAGGUCAGUUUGGUUUACCAUAUGAUAAAAGGCAGCUGUAUGACUUUGAUAUCCGAGUACCACUGAUGGUGAGAGGACCAGGUAUAAAACCUGCAACUUUUUCUGAUGAGGCUGUAUCAAAUAUUGACCUUGCACCAACGUUUCUCAGCCUUGCGGGUUCUAUUAUGCCAGGGGCAGAUGGUGUCAGUUUUAAAGACAUACUUCACCCGCAGGACAAUGGAACAAAACCAGUACGAGGAACUUUUCUGGUAGAGCAUACUGGUGAAUAUUCAGAAACUAUCAAAGGUUGUCCUCAGUACACAGGGCAGAAUAUGAAUAACUGCAAUAACCAUUGUGUUUGCGAGGAUUCUAAGAAUAACACAUUUGCUUGUAUAGUACAAAUUAGCAAGAUGGAGAACAUGAAAUACUGCGAAUUUAUUGAUUUACAGAAUUCUGUAGAGAUUUAUGACUUGAAAUCAGAUCCAGCAGAACUGAACAAUUUAUACCAAACAUGGCAGACAACCGACCCAAAGAAGAUUGCAUCUCUUGAACGACAGUUACAGUACCUAGCAACAUGUUCAGGAGAAGCAUGCCACAGUGUUCCUACCUAGUGCUACACAUAUUGUACAGUUAUAUGACUUGUAAUGCUCAUUUACCAAAAAAUCUAAUACAAAAUUCCUGGUGUUCACACCCUGUGGUGGAAAACGCUGGUCUGGUGUAAUAAAACUUUAGUUUGAAGACCAGUUUAAAAAGUCAGCAUCUGAUUGGUUGAUUUUGAACUUAAUCUUACAACUGACCAAUGGGAAUGCUGCAGUCAUAGACUGGUUCCCAGAUUCUUUUCCUAUAAUCUUUGAACCAGAUUAUACUUGUGAAUAAGCUAAGGCAUUGGUUGUAAGUUUAAAUUGUCACAAAAACAGCACAGUCUGUUGUUGUUGUUAUACUGUGAUAUAUUGAGUCAGUUAUUGUGUUAAACACAUUCCUUGAAUAUAUCAUUAUAUUUUUAUAUUGUUGAAUUAUAUAUCAGCUUAAAGGUAUGUAGCGCAGUAAAUAGUGCACAUUUUUAUCAAAAAAGGGGUUAAUUGCUUUUUUAUGUCAGUGCAGUUAUCGUCUUUUUGCACUUUGGUAACAAUUUGUUUUUUUAAGUUCAUAUUUUUUAAAAUUAUUUUAACUGAAAUAUAUCCUUUUUACUUAUUUUACAUGUACAAAUUCAUGACAUAUUGUUUGAGCUGGAAAAAGUAAAGAAAGGUCUUUAGAAUGUAUAGACUUCUUUUGCAUUUUGAUUUGAAAGGUUGUUUGUUUUUCUGAUUUUGUAUAAAACCAUUAUGGAAAUAUAAUAUUUGUCAGUGACAGAAACUGUCUAAAAAUAGUUUUUGAUUUGCAAUAAACUCGCAGGAAACAACGUUGAAACAGAGAGUUUUUGAGAUGUUAUUUGUCAUUAUGUUUCAGGAAACCACUGAAAAACAUGAAAUAACUUGUCAUAAAAGCUUGAUUUGCAAUUUUCAGUUUUGUUUUAAGCUCUGUUAUGAGAAAAUUAAUGUGGUUUUUUGCAACAUUGUUUACAUUAACAGCCCUGUAAAAGUUACCAAAGAAUACCAUUAUCAGAAAACUACAUUAUACUCAAAUCAUUACAGCUUUCAUUUAGAUGCUUUUUUUUUUAAAGUACUGGUAUUAUUGUACAGAACGUAAUUGUUUAUAAUAUACAUUUGUAUCACCUUACUAUUUUACCUCAAUUUUAAAUUUGUAACAUUUUGUAUGGACUGUAAAAGAUUUCACCUUUUUGUAUGGAGUAGAAUCAUUAUAUACUUUUGGUACGCUGCAUUUCAGGCAGUUCAAACCCAGCUUCAGUCACAACCAUUCAGUCACUAAAUACUCCAGUUAUUUACUAGUUCAGAUACUUACCUUCUACUUGAAUGAACUGAAAAUUAGAUAGUAAACCUUUAAAAAUAUAUUUCCAAUGUCAUGUUAUAAAACAACUUACUGAAUAGCUUUGGUCUUAGAACUGGUUGCAAGUAGUUAUGAAUACUGACCAGCAAGACGUUCAGUAAGUGUGUAAGGAUUGUCAAAAAUUGUUGCAAAGCUAUAUAUCCACCUUACACAUAAAUGUGAAAUAUGGGGUAGGUACAGUAUUUAUCAAUGUACUGUAUUUGAAACUUAUUCUUCUUUUAACUGCAUGAUAAUGAAUCUCUACGUAUAGUCAAAUUAUUUUAAUCACGAUUUGAUAAUUUCACAAUUUAGUUGAAUUGAUUGCUUUAUUCUGUUCAGUUUUACAUUUUUAUAAAUGUAACAUGAAAUUGUUCUUUUUUCAUAAAAAAAAAAACAAUGUUUAAAGGGACUUCCCAAAAGACUGAUAUCAAAAUAUCAUAACUUUUAGGAACCAUUUGAAAUAUUAGUUGAGCAGUAUAAAUCAAAAAUGAAAAAUAAUUUAGUUUAUAUUUUUGUUGUACGGUGAAAUCAUUAAUAUUCCUGGAGGAACUACUUUCAUGGAUUUCGGGGUUGCAUCAGUCCACGAAUUAAAUCUCAGCAUACAAAGUUCCUUUUCUUCUAUCUUUAAAAGCGAAAAUUGGUGAAUUCAUAUCCCAAUGAAACAGCAGUUUUUGGCAAAAUUACUAAAUUUUAUACCCACAAAAUUGAAUGAUGUCACAGUAUACUAUGAUGAAAUCCUAAAAUUAUUCAAAUUUCGACAUUGCUCUAUCCAGUGACAUACUAUACAUGAUUCACUAUAAUGACUUACCAUAUCAUGAUUCUCUAUGCAUCUUACAGCUUCAUUAGUAUGUUGAAAAUAUCAAAUGAAUCUCCCUGUAUCACCCUUUUUAAAGUCUCCGUCAAUAUCUGCUGAUAUAAAAAGCUGCGAUCUAUUGACAUUUUUAAUCAGUUUAAAGAGUUAGAUAUUUCAUUACAGAAACGUACAUGAGCUAGCGUUUGCUGCAUAUCAAAAUAGAGAUGAAACAAACUAUUAAAUAGUUUUGCAAUACGUUAUGCAUGUUGAGUUUAAACUUUGUAUAUUUUGUCCGCUAAUAAAAUAUGUCCUGCUUUAAAAUGUACUAUGUUUUACAUCUAUCACAAGGCAGAAUCAAUCGUGUCCAGCAUGUGUAGUAGAUUAUUGUUCAGAUUUUCAAAUAUGAAUGAGAGCAUAAUAUGUCUUUUGAUUGUAUUAGUGAUGUUUUUAAGUUUGUAAAAAAAAUAGUAGUAAAAUCUUAUUAUUUGG
This is a messenger RNA of Mercenaria mercenaria, 4044 nucleotides long. RefSeq names its product N-acetylglucosamine-6-sulfatase-like. Gene Ontology annotation, molecular function: glycosaminoglycan binding; N-acetylglucosamine-6-sulfatase activity. Lineage: Eukaryota; Metazoa; Mollusca; Bivalvia; Venerida; Veneridae. The transcript has 11 exons. Bases 68 to 1450 code for a protein of 460 amino acids. The record is from RefSeq and is a predicted model, not a curated record. Gene Ontology annotation, biological process: glycosaminoglycan metabolic process.